This is a messenger RNA of Dovyalis caffra, 285 nucleotides long. The record is from the annotation of a GenBank genome assembly. NCBI's taxonomy places the organism in Eukaryota, Viridiplantae, Streptophyta, Magnoliopsida, Malpighiales, Salicaceae.
GUGUCUCUUUUUGAGAUGAGCGAGGGAUGCCUGCUUGAAUAUAAUUCAGUUGAAGUGCUUAUUGGGGUCCCUACAUGCUACCCAAAGAAAGGGACAAGACUCGACAUAGCCAUGGAAAACCACAUCGAAAGCUCCACCAUAAAUAGCUAUUUCUCGUUCCAAAUCCGGAACAACCGCUCCAUCAGCUUUGAGCAGAAUCUUUUCCUAGUUAUAAAAAUCUCAGGUGUCGCUGAUGAUGAGAUUUGUCAUCUGAAACUUUAUCAGCAACACCGUAUUGAAGCUUUA